GAUCAAUGAAAGUCAAAAAUGUCAAAACAAAUUAAAUCAACAAACUGACGUGUACUUUGCAUAUUAUUUUUACAAAUGAAAUAAAACUUUGAUAAAUAAAUUUGAUUACAUUGAAAAUGUCUGAGUCAGAAAGACUUGUACAAAAUGAAGCUGGACCAUCUGAGGGCACAGAAAGGGGUGAAGGCGAUGCACCACCAGCUGCAUCCGUAUCUGAACGGGAAGCAUACUUUCAAGCCCUUCGAUUAUGGAUCCAGCAGGCACAAAUGUAUCAGAACCUAUCCACUUGUUUUCCCUACUAUAUGAUGUCAUUUCAAGGCUUACAAAAUAAUGCUACGAAUGUACCUCUUUUGAAUAACAACUAUCAGUUUCAAAUGCCCUUUCAAGUUCCCAAUGCGCCUCGGAACGCUCCAGAAACACAGCCGCAGCCCGAAACACUCACUCCUGCUGAAGUGAUAGCUCGCCAUGGUGGAUUUGAGUAUGUAAUACCACCUUUACACAAGCGCCUUGUUGCUGAAUUCAUUGACUUCAUGCUCCUGUUUAUUGUAAAACUAAUAGUGACCUUCAUGGCAGUGGAUAUGUUUGAAUUGAUUGACCUUGACAAGUUUGAUUUCUACAAGUUCAGCGAGCACUAUGAUGACUACAAGUAUGCAAUGGAGUUGACAUCUGAGAUACUAUUUCUUGAAGUCAUUUACAGAAUAUUGGUGUGCAUAUUUGAGGCUUUCUGCUUGUCCAGUAGUGUGGGACGAACAGGCGGCGCGACUCCCGGCAAGGCAUUACUUGGUAUCCGCGUAGUGACGGCGUCCGCCGUCACACCUGUGGAGGGUCGACCUAGGGAGACUGUUCUCCUAUACCCUGGCCGAACACUUUCUUUCACUGUGGCAUUGAUCAGAUCACUAAUGAAAAACUUCCUUAUUUCCCUACUAUUUCCUCUCUGUGUGGUACUCUUUGUAUUUCGCCACAACCGCACCGGCUAUGACUUACUCUGUGGAGUUAUUGUCGUUGAAGAAAAUAUGUACCCACCAAGACGUCAUGCUCCAUGAGUUUGUACAAUUUUAUUUUAUUAAGAAAAUAUUUUGAAAAGGACAAGGUUGUUGAGUUGUGUGGUAUGGUGUUGCUGAAUUCCUAAUUUAUUUGUAAGUUUCCUCGAUCAUUCUUUAUUGCUCUUUGGUACAUAAAUUAUAAAUAUCUCCGAUUUCUGACAAAGUUAUUUACACAAAUUACAAGAAUCCACAACCAACAUUUUUGAUCUUUAAAUUAUGCUUUCAUUAUGUGUCUAUUUGUUAUUAUUUUUUACCAAAUUUAAGUAUGUUUUUUAUCAGCCAUUGCUAACACAAGUAUGACAUUAGGUAGUAUUUAAACAUCUGUUUAAAAAUUUAACUGUAAUGUUUAUCACUUGCCGAAUUGAAAUUCCUAUGAUAAAAACAUCACCAAAGAGUCGGAACUAUUAGCGUUUAAGCAUGUAUUCUACAUGAUAUACAAACAUAACAACAAUGAAAAGUUGUUUGUUAGUGUACUCAUACAGUGCAUCCAAAUUAUAAUAAAUUGUAUUUUUCAAGAGAUAGUCUUGACAAUGGCGGUUAUAGAUUUAUUUAUUUUUACAAAUCACAAUAUACAAUGUGAUAGAAAAAGUGCUGCCUGAUUUGUUAAGAUAUUGUUGAGCGAGUAGAGAAGACAUUAUUCUUCAUUGUAAAUCUUUAAAUCUUGUUAGGUAUAAGUCGUACUUACCAGAUGCAAAUGUAUGAAUUUUAGACAUGUCACAAACAUUCAUGUUUAUAUUACUUUUGUUUUUCUUAUUUCUUUCUAUUUAUCAUUUUUAUGGAAAAAACUUUUCAUAUCGGACAGUAUUUUUUGUAACACUGUAUUUGAAUUAGGCAUAGAAAUAUUUUAUUUUAAUGAAUGGAAAAUUUAAGUUUAUCCUAUUACGUUUAGAAAUUACGUUUGUAAUGCACAGUUCAGUUUAUUUGCUGUUUGCUGGGUGUAUUUAUUAUAAGUGUUUAAAUAUUAUUGCUAAAUGGUUUCUCUCUUGUGGAAAGCCUGAAAGGAAUAUAAUAUUAUUAUGAAAUGUAAUAAAAUGGAUAAAUGUAGGGUGUUCUAUAUAAUUUUUAAGUAGUAACAUUAUCUGUACAAUGAUAUAAUAUACUUUAAAACAAUGACUAUUGUUUUAAGUUUAGAAAUAUUUAAAAUACAAAGGUUUUCUUUAAAUUAUUUUGUCCUCCUUGGUUUUUAACUAGAAAGCCCAGGUUAAUGUUAAUAACUGCAUAUUAUAUUAUCAAGUGCUACAAAAUUUAUAGUACAGUGUUGGCAUUAUAAUCGUGAAUCGUUUAUUUUUCAGAUUAGUUUAAGUACUAAGUACCUAAUACUGGUUUAAAUACUGAGUUAUAAAAUUGUGAUAUUUAUUUUUGUGCAUUGUAUUAUAUUGUAAAUAUUAAAAUA
Molecule: messenger RNA, 2433 nt
Organism: Spodoptera litura
Lineage: Eukaryota; Metazoa; Arthropoda; Insecta; Lepidoptera; Noctuidae
Product: protein FAM8A1
Source: RefSeq, a predicted model, not a curated record